UUUGUUGGAAGGCUUUUAAUUAGUGAUUUAAUCUCUCUUUACUUGUUAUAGAUCUGUUGAGAUUUUCUAUUUCUUCUUAAGUCAGUUUAUGUAAUUUGUAUUUCAGGAAAUUUGUCCAUUUCUUCUAGGUAAUCUGUUUAUGUAUAAUUAUUGACAGUGUUGACAUACAAUUAUUCAAAAAGUGUUCUUGUGUAAUCCUUUCUAUCUCUCUAAGGCCAGUAGUUAUGUCUCCACUUCCAUUCCUGACUUUAGUUAUUUGCAUCUUCUCUCCUUUUUUUCUUAGUCAAUCUAGCUCAAGUUUUGUCAAUUUUGAACUUUUCAAAUAACCAAUUUUGUUUUCACUGAUUUUCUGUAUUUCUAUUCUGUUUCAUUUAUCUCAGUUCUAAUCUUUACACAUUCCUUCUUUCUGUUGGCUUUGUAUUUGGCUUGCUCUUCUUUUCUAAUUCCUUAAGGUGUAAACUUAGGUUAUUGGUUUGAGAUAUUCUUUUUUAAUGUAAGCAUUUACAGCUAUAAUUCUACCUCUGAACACUGCUUUCACUAUAAGUUUUGGUAUGUUGGUUUUAAUUUUCAUCCAUCACAAGGUGUUUUCUAAUUUCUCUUGUGAUUUCUUCUUUGAAGAAGAAAGCAUUAGGAAGCUUGCACGUGGAUUCUUUCAGACUCCAUGUGUGUCUUUUUCCCUUAUGAUCUGGCUAUAUAUCCUUAGUACGCCACUGUAAUAAAUCUUAGCCAUGAGUACAACUACAUGCUGAGUCCGAUUAGCUCUUCUAGUGAGUCUCUGAAUGCGAGGGUGGUCUUGGGGAUUCCCCCAGAUUGAUAUGAGGAUUAGAUUGCUUAAUACACGUAAAGCAUUUAGCACAAUACUUGGCUCAUGGUAAAUUCUCAAAAUAAGAAUAGUGAUGAUUAUAGUGACAAUGGGGAUGACCGGCACACAGCCAUGAACAGAACAGGUGCUCAAGGUCAAUCAAUCCAAUUCCCAUCCUUCCCUCUAUCCUCUCCCUCUAUAUGCACUCAUAUCUAAGCCUCAACCCAAUACCUUUAUAAUGGCAUCUCAGUGCUGGCAAGUACCUCAAGUUCAGCUUCCUGUUUGACACAGCAGAACAGUAGGGCCCAAGGAGGUAAAUUGAAAUGUCCAGGGUCAUGUCAUGAGUUGGUGACAAAGUUGAAACAAGAACCCAAGUUUGCCCUUUAAGUUCUAUACUGACUUCACUGUCACCUGGUAUAUGUGCUGCAGACUAGGAGUAAAAUAAUUAACCUGGGGCUAGGCUGUCAAGAACCAAGCUGCCAUGGAGGCAGAACCUUAAAACCCAGGAAGGAAAGGAAAAAUAAGGAACCUUGAAAGCUAGGAAGGGAAAGAAGGCAUAAAUAAGUCCAGCGCUAAAUUAAAUGAGACUAUUAUUUGAUCCAAAGGCAGAGUAAAACAAUUGCUCCCCUGCAUCUCCAUUUCGACAUUACCGUUGUUGACUUCUGGGAUGAGGCAGUGGGCAGGAAGUGGCAGGCGCUAAGGGAGCAGUCAGUAUCAUCCAGCAUUGGAACAAAGGGCAAACAAGAUGCAGGGGACAGCCAGUACAUCUGGACUAGAGAACCCCCAAAGGAGAACCCCGAUAUAGAAACCGGAGCAGGUAAAUGGAACCCUCCUAUCCGUGCACGACUGCUCAAAAUUCCGGGCCAUAUGUGAAAUGAGAAGACACCAGACCGGACCAGAGACCCGCUUGAGCCCUGUCUACAGGCCUCAAACUAUGCCCGCCCCUCCCCCGCUCACCAUGAAAUGUGCAAAUGAAGUGUUCAGGAAAGGGGCACAAAAAAAUGUUUAAGGACAGCCGAAACAAUGCUCCCGCCAGGCUUAUGAGGUAAGAACUCUCAGGAAUACGGUCCGAAGUGGUGGCUACGCUCAGCGCGCUCCUUGGAAACAGCGGCGGUGUCAGUGAAGCGGCCAGCCCUCACCCGCACGUCCUCCCCCAGACCCGCGCCCUUAAACUGACUGCUCCGCAGACAAACCGACAGACACAUAGUGCGUCGGUGCGAAGCCUAACCGACCGACGGACAGAGGGCGCCUCGGCACAGCGAAUUGACCGCAGCACCCGCCUAGAGACACCGUGGGGGAGGCUGCAGGGGCGGAAGUGCGUCACCGCCUUUCCGGCCGUCGAACCCGUUGCCCGCUCUAGCGCGCCCGCUCUAGCACGCCCGGAGGCCGUCUCUGCGUGUCGUUGGUCCUUCCGAGCCUCUCAGUCCCACUUGGAACUCUGUGCCAACCCUCCCACGGAGCUGCGGCCCUGAUUGGGAAGGAUGAGGCGUGCCGCAGGGCUGCCGGGGCUCGCUCUGGGUCGCUGGCCACUCGGGAGGGUUGGCCGGACAGCCGCAUAGGCCGAUUUCCCCGGGGCAAGCUAGCCUCCGCCCGGUGAGAGCCAGUAAAGACUGCCCCAGCAUCAGGCCCUGCUCAGAGCAGUGCAGCGCAAUAGGUCAGAGCUCCAAUUCGCCCUGAGCCGGCCGAGCCUGCGCUGUGCUGAAAACGCUUCCCCCUCCUCCAAGCCCUCCAGCCACAUUGGCGCCAGAGUGGAUCUGGACCCGUUCCUUGAACGGCCUGCCACCUACACUGAGCAGCACGUCCCGCAUGCUCCCCGACCUCCACGUCUAGCCCCACCACCACACAGCAGGCGCCGACCUGGCUUUGUCUUCCUCCAGGCUUCCACUUAAUUACCACCUAAUCAGUGUGGCUUUCCUGACUCCCCACCCCACUUCCCUCUCUGCUCCUCUCACUUGCAACACUUAUAACAAUUGUAAUUAGAGCGUUGUUUAGGCAGUGAUUUCAUAUAUUUUCCCCUUCCUUAGACCAUACACUCCAAUAGGGCAAGGGACCGUGUCUCUCUGAUUCGAGGUUGGUUAUAGCAGCAGUUCUGGCCGUAAGUGCCCAGUAAAUAUCUGUUAAUGAGUAGAUGGGGCUGUUCCAAGGAAGGAGGGAAUGAAUAAGUGUAGGUGAGAAUGAAUGUAAGGUGAUGCUGCGAUCCAUUAAAAACUGGGGAACAAAGUUCAACUCAUGGAAGUUGGCCCACAAUCUCUGACUGUAGAUUCUAAGGCGGAAGAGAUACUGACUACUUAUUGUGGUUGUCCUAAGCAAUCAGAGAGGACUUCCUGGAGGCAGAGUGUGGACAUUUCCAGCUCCCCACAAAGGGGAGCUGCACAAGGCAAAGGGAAUUCACUCUAGAGGGCAUGUGGAAAUCUGAGGAAACAGAGUCCCUAUUUGUGGGUCACUUAGGAAGUUAAAGAGUAACCUGGGGGUUAUCAGAACUAGUUGAAUCGAGACUGAACCUCACGUUAUUGCACGUAAUGGCCUUAGAGUCAAUGGCACGGCUUUCUCCUCGGGCCUGCUGGCAGGGACCUGGUCUGACACCUCACAGAAGGUCCCCAGUAAAUGGUCAGCUCACCUCACUGAAGCCCGGACAGCUGUGAGAUAAAGUCCCCACUACACUCUGAACCUACAUCCUCAUCAUGAAAUAAAGCAAUUGGUUUGAAGUCCUUAUCAUCUCUGACAUUUCAUAUUUGUAAGAUCCCCAAUCUGCCCUUGCUGGAGAAGUGUGCAAGCCAAUGGGGCCAGUAGGCCCCAGGUUCAGGGACUGGAGUCUGAACCUCUGCUUGAAGUGUCGCCAAUCUGGGAGGCUCUGAGGAUCGUUUAAAGAUGAGGAAGGGAGAGAUAUGAAACUUAGUAAGUGCUUGGUGCAUUUCUACUGAAUGAGCUAACUAAUGAAUAAAUGAAUGUAUGAGAAAAUAAAGGUGUGAAUGGUCAGUAAACCAUGCGGGUGGAGUGGGAUCAAAGAAAGCUUUGUAGACUCAUGCUGGAGCUGAAUCUGAAAAGAUCAGAGCAAAUCCUAAGCUGGUGAGGGGACUGCGACCAUAGCUAGAGGCUUCUUUCUGGGCUUCCUUCUGGUCCCACCCCUCUCCUCCCACCAGGUUGCAGCAAGUGCUAAAUCUAAGAGAACACUUUGCCCCCAGGUACUGUCUUGCCAGGGUUAUUUAAUAGAACUUACAGCUACAGGGCAAGGUCCAGGUGGACAGACCUUUUCAUCCCCAACUUGUCACAGCCUCUCAAAAGCUCUCUGGCACCCACAGAACAGUGUGUCCAGAGCUCAACCUGGAAGAGCACAGCCAUGGUGCUCUGCGGUCUGGUGCUGGGAGCCCUGCUGGUGGUCACCGUGGGGUGCCUGUGUCUGCUGGGGCUGCUCCGGCGACGCAGGCCCCAGGAGCCCCCUCUGGAUAAGGGCUCCAUACCCUGGCUGGGCCAUGCCAUGGCUUUCCGGAAGAACAUGCUUGAAUUCCUGAAGCACAUGCGGGCUAAGCAUGGAGAUGUGUUCACAGUGCAGCUAGGGGGCCAGUACUUUACCUUUGUCAUGGACCCCCUCUCCUUUGGCCCCAUCCUCAGGGAUGCACAGAGAAAACUAGACUUCGUGGAGUAUGCAGAAAAACUGGUGCUAAAGGUAUUUGGAUACCAUUCGGUGCAAGGAGACUACCGGAUGAUACACUCUGCCAGCACCAAGUACCUCAUGGGGGAUGGCUUGGAAGAUCUCAACAAAACCAUGCUGGACAGCCUGGCCCUCGUUAUGCUGGGGCCCAUGGGCCAGAGUCUGGGUUCUGGUUGCUGGCGUGAAGAUGGCCUCUUCCACUUCUGCUACAAUGUCUUGUUCAAGGCGGGGUACCUGAGCUUAUUUGGCCAUACAAAGGACCAGGAGCAGGACCUGCGACAGGCAGAGGAGUUAUUUGUCCAGUUCCGCAAGUUUGACAACAUGUUCCCCAGGUUUGUUUAUUCCUUGCUGGGGCCCCGGGAGUGGCUAGAAGUGGGCCGGCUCCAGCGUCUGUUCCACAAGACACUCUCUGUGCAGCACAACUUGGAAAAGAAUGGCAUCAGCAACUGGAUAUCCUACAUGCUUCAGUAUCUGAGGGAGCAGGGAGUAGCCCCAGCCAUGCAAGACAAGUUCAACUUCAUGAUGCUCUGGGCCUCCCAGGGGAACACGGGCCCAACCUCUUUCUGGGCCCUCUUGUUCCUGCUAAAGCACCCAGAAGCCAUGCGGGCUGUGAGGGAGGAGACCACCCAAGUCCUGGGAGAGGCCAGGCUGAAGGCCAGGCAGUCCUUUGACCUUGACAUCAGUGCCCUGCACCGCACUCCAGUGCUGGACAGUGUGAUGGAGGAGACGCUGCGGCUGCAGACUGCACCCACCCUCCUCAGGGUGGUGCACAGUGACCACGUCCUGAAGAUGGCCAAUGGACAGGAGUACCUGCUCCGAAGCGGAGACAUUGUGGCCCUCUUCCCCUAUCUUUCAGUGCACAUGGAUCCUGAAAUCCACCCGGAACCCACUGCCUUCAAGUAUGAUCGCUUCCUCAAUCCCAAUGGUAGCCGAAAAGUGCACUUCAGCAAGGCAGGCCAGAAGAUCCACCACUAUACCAUGCCGUGGGGCUCAGGUGUCUCCAUCUGCCCUGGGAGGUUCUUGGCCAUCAGUGAGAUGAAGCUCUUUGUCCUGCUCAUGGUCACAUACUUUGACCUGGAGCUUGUGGACCCUGACACACCUGUGCCACCCGUGAACCCCCAGCGCUGGGGCUUUGGCACCACCCAGCCCAGCCAUGACGUGCGCUUCCGUUACCGCCUGCGACCUACCCACUGAGCUCUGCCAAGGUGGCCGCGAGCCUGGCCUCAAGACGUCCCUUGGGGGUCUCCACCUCCUCCAGCCCUGCUGAAGGCCCACUCUUGCCUCGGAUUCUGUGGCAUCCCCUACCUCUGUCCUGGUCACCUUCCUUAGCUCUCUGACUUCUCCCAAACUUAGUUUGGGAAAUAACGUGUACCUUGACAAGUCCUGCAGUACAGAAACUGGUUAUCGUGAGUAACGCAGUGUCUUGCAAAAAUUACCCUCCAUCCCCCCACCUCACUUUAUUAUUUUCCUCAAUGCCUAUUCCACAUCCUGUGGAAUUCAGGUUCGUCCAGAGCAAUACAAGGCAAGCCAUGUGUGUAAUUUUUCAUUUCCUAGUUGACACAUUUUUAAAAAAGCAAAAAGAAACAGGUGAAGUUCAUGUUUAUAUUUAACUGAGCCUAAUAUAUCAAAAAUAUUAGCAUUUCAUUAUGUCAUCAAUAUAAGAAUAUUAGUGAAAUAAUUUUACGUUUCUUUUUCUUGUGUUGCCUUCAAAAUCUGGCGUGUACUUUUUCCCCUUGCAGCAUGUCUCAUUUCAGACCAGCCGCAUUCUAAGUACUCAACAGCCACAUGUGGCUCUUGGCUCCCGAAUUCAUAGAGCAGGUCUGGAGACAUGGUGCCUUUCAUGUAGGAGUUAUUCAAGGUCCCUGAUCUGUGCCCUUGUCCCCCCUCCACACCCCCGCCCCAGGGUGAUCUCAACCCCUCCUCUGGUUUCCACAACCAUUGCUGAGCUUGGAGCCCUCUCCUACUUCCAGACCCUCAUCCUCCCCACCGGGGUCCCACAGCCCCUCUGACUCAGUUUGGCUUACGCAGAACUCAGCAUCUGUCCCCCACCUCUGCCCUGAACCACCCCCUUCUCCGGAUUUCCCCGCCCGUCUCUGCUCAGGACACCACCACCCACCCCAUCCCCCAAGACAGAUACAGAGGAGACACCCUCACCUCCCCCACUCUCACCCACAGUCAUGCCCCAGUUCUGU
Messenger RNA from Zalophus californianus (California sea lion), 6643 nucleotides. RefSeq names its product 5-beta-cholestane-3-alpha,7-alpha-diol 12-alpha-hydroxylase. Gene Ontology annotation, molecular function: heme binding; iron ion binding; sterol 12-alpha-hydroxylase activity. The transcript has a single exon. Lineage: Eukaryota; Metazoa; Chordata; Mammalia; Carnivora; Otariidae. The coding region runs from base 4140 to 5645 and encodes 501 amino acids. The record is from RefSeq and is a predicted model, not a curated record.